UUGUUCCUACUACUUUGAGCGCCAUCUUGUUUGUAACUCUUCUACGUAAGUGGUAGAGUUUCUACCGUGGGGGUAUCCGAUUACCCUUUUUUCCAGCGUUAGACUGGGAACUUCUCCCUGUAGUAAUCGGGCGCAUAUUGCAAUUUGCUUUAUCGCCUUUCUCUUAAAAAAAAUAAGCCACAGAAAUGAGCAUCGAAACGCUUCUGGAAGCGGCCAAGUUUUUGGAAUUGCAAGCCCAGCAACAACAGAAAGCACGUGAGGAUGAACUAAAGGAAAAGCAGCGCUUGGAGCAGUUGGCAGAGCGGAGGCACUCUGAUGUGAACUAUAACUCAACAAUCCACAUCAACAAUGUUUCUAAAGCAGAGGAGCUGCGCACUGAGUGCCGCGCGGUGCCCAUCCCACCCUCUCUGCCUCCCCCCUCCAUGCCCCUCACUGUCAUCCCCAUCCCGGUGGUCACCCCUAACCCUACAGGCUCACCCACUCUGCCUGUCGCCACACUCUGCCCUCCAGCUGCUCCACCACCUGCCGCCACUCUGCCACGCUCUCCACAACCCAAACCUGAGCACCCGACCUCUGUGCUAACCACCAACCACAAGCAGCUGAUACAGAACCACCAUCAUCACCCACAGCUCAUCGCCCAAACUAACAGUACUAAACUACAGCAGCAGACACACCAGCAGCUGGUUCAACGCUACCCUGGUUCCAUCGUCUCGCCCCCCCAGCAACAUGCCUUACUGCCUCAGUCGGGCCAUGUAGUCCAGCAGGCUCCUCUACAGAACGGCCCCGUCAGCCGAGGGAGUCCUCCUGAUGACGGCCGGCACCUAGACAAGAAGAGGCCUGGAGGGGCAGGCACAAGAGAAGUGCAUAACAAGCUUGAGAAAAACAGACGGGCACACUUGAAGGAGUGCUUUGAGACACUGAAAAAGAACAUCCCCAACAUAGACGAGAAGAAGACCUCCAAUCUGAGCGUGCUGAGAAGUGCGCUGAGAUACAUUCAGACGUUGAAGCGGAAAGAGAAGGAGUACGAGCACGACAUGGAGCGACUGGCCAGAGAGAAGAUAGCCACGCAGCAGCGAUUAGCAGAGCUGAAGAACGAUCUGAGCCAGUGGAUGGAUGUGAUUGAGAUUGACCGUGUCCUGCGACAGACAGUACAGCCAGAGGAGGACCAGGCCUCCACUUCCACUGCCUCAGAAGGUGAAGACAUUAUGGCUGAUGACCUGGAAGAUGAGACUGCACCGAGAGCGCAGACUGCCUUACCCACAGUGCCUCAAACCAUGAAACCUGAGCUGCACAAGACUGCAACACCCACUCACACACCCACCACUACCUCCUUCAUCACCCAACACAUCUCCAUCCAGCACAAAGUCCCUCUGCACCAGCCUCAGCUCCAGCCGCUGACAGUGACUCCUCCUCAGCCAGUGUCCAAGCCUGCUGCCCCACCUAUACUCACAACAUCCAGCCCUCACACCGCCCCCAGUCAGCCCUUGAUUCCCACCCAUACACAGAUGGUGACUGCUUCCAGCCUACAUCCCACCGUUAUUGCCCAUGCUUCAGUGUCUCAUCCUUCAGUCAUCCAAGCAGUCAACCACGUCAUCCAGGGAGGGGGUCCCAAACAUAUUGCCCACCUGGCUCCCUCCCCCACCACCAGCACUGUCCAGUUAGCUCCCGGCCACCAACCCAUCGGCCACAUCACCGUGCACCCGGUGGCUCACCUGAGCCAGCAUCUACCUACCCUCUAUUCCCAACCGGUGGCUGUCACACAGUCAGCUGUGGUUGGUCACAUCACCCACACCCUAAACCACACCCACCCUCACAUGAACGGCACUGCGACUAGCCAACCAGCUGCCACCAUAGUUGGCAAGCAGACAGCAGUGAGCACCCAAAUGGUGGCCCACCACCCACAGCUAGUGGGCCAGACAGUGCUCAACCCUGUGACAAUGGUGACCAUGCCCUCCUUCCCCAUCAGCACUCUGAAGCUGGCCUGAAGACUGCCAACAGGACUCCCAGGCUGCGCGACAGAGACGCCCCUCGAUAGGGGAGAAGCACAGGCCUCAGACCAGGCCAUCGAAAAAGCCCACAGUGAGGGCAGGAGAGCUGCUGGACACCUCGCUGAUCCACAGUGUCACUAUCCUUCAGAAGCAUUACAGCUGAUUUAAAGCUGGGAACAUUCCUACAACAAACCCUCUUUCAAUACUAGUCCACCACAGUGUCCUAAAGGCUUGAGCCUGAAUUUAAGAUAUGGUUGAUAGUCAUCAUGAUGUGCGUUUGUGGCAAUAAAUGUGGGGGCAGAUGUUAAGACACUCACUUGUUAUCUAUUGUUGUAGAUGAUGGAGAAAAAGUCAUUCUCACAUGAGCUUUACAGAAAGAGCUUCAAAUAGGGAUAUGUUCACUGCCAGUACAGUGUCCAUGUCAGAACCCUGUUACAGUGUUCAUGUAGGUACUGGCUGUUGGCUAGACUCCCAGCUAUCACUGUGACUGCUGUGGAUUAACCAAUAAUAUAUCAUGUACUCAAGAGGCUACAUUGGGUUUUGAGGGCUGUGACAGUGUAGGAUCAGAGUGCAGGACCCGCCAUAACCAGCACAUUGGGAAUGUGAUGUAGACAGCUCCUCCUCUCCAGCAGGCACAUGCUGCAGGGCUGGAGCAAAAUCACGGACUGAACUAAAGCUCCUGAUCAGAAGCUGUAGUCCUCAGUGUUAGUGCAUGCAGCUAUUGCUCCCCCUGCUGGCUGAUGGUGUUCUAACGUAAUGCUACUAUCCCUGUGACGAUAAAGAAAUCUGAUCGAUAUUCAAACAACAGCUACUUAAAGGAAUAUGCAGUUUUGUCAGUUUUUUUUUAAAUUUUUUUGACACAAAUUGUUACUUAUCUCUAGUAUUUGUCUUUUAAACAUGGGGACUUCACUGAGCACAAGUACAAGUUUUAGGAUAAAGUUAAGUUUUUGUAGCAUAUAUUUUAAAAUAUCUUGGCCAAAUAGAAUCAGUUCUACAUUCCCCCUAAAAGUAACGCCACAACGGAAAGAUAAAUACUAAACGUUUGAGAUAAAAACUUGGAUGCUACAAGGUGAGGGAGCUGAGUGUUUAGAGGUUUUGAAUGUGAAUACAUAAAAGGCCAUAACAUGUAGUAAAGUGUGUUUCUUUGCUGUCUGGCAGGGCAAAUGGUAGUACGAUAUGUGUUUGCAUGCUGUGAAUGCAUGCCAUGAUUGUGUUUAUUAGUGAUAAAACGAGGAGCCAUAGCGGUGCUGUCUGUUGUGCUUUGCAGACUUUGACAAGUUGCAGAUGGAAUGUAAGAUUUUUUUGGCUCAGAGUUUAAGCUCUGUCAUCCAUAAUUUUGGGUUGGGAUCGGUAUAAACAGCUGUCAUAAAUCCAAUCAAUGUGUGUUUUUUCACAACUAUCCUUUUCCAAAGCAAGCACUGUGAACAUUUCUAUUAUAGUCUCAAUGAGCAGCAGUUUAGCGUAGCACUUGCUAGAACAGCAACAUGCUGUACUCUCCUUAUUUAAUCUGAAUGUACUAUUUUCUGAAA
Messenger RNA from Perca fluviatilis (European perch), 3517 nucleotides. RefSeq names its product MAX network transcriptional repressor a (gene mnta). The coding region runs from base 186 to 1985 and encodes 599 amino acids. The transcript has 6 exons. NCBI's taxonomy places the organism in Eukaryota, Metazoa, Chordata, Actinopteri, Perciformes, Percidae. Gene Ontology annotation, molecular function: RNA polymerase II cis-regulatory region sequence-specific DNA binding; DNA-binding transcription factor activity, RNA polymerase II-specific; protein dimerization activity. Gene Ontology annotation, biological process: regulation of transcription by RNA polymerase II. The record is from RefSeq and is a predicted model, not a curated record.